Messenger RNA from Amaranthus tricolor (Joseph's coat), 1078 nucleotides. RefSeq names its product CBL-interacting serine/threonine-protein kinase 9-like. Gene Ontology annotation, biological process: signal transduction. Lineage: Eukaryota; Viridiplantae; Streptophyta; Magnoliopsida; Caryophyllales; Amaranthaceae. The coding region runs from base 617 to 913 and encodes 98 amino acids. The record is from RefSeq and is a predicted model, not a curated record. The transcript has 4 exons.
UGGACAACUUUUUUUCCGGAAAAACCUAAACAUAUAAUGCUGGGUGAGUAUCAUGUUUUUAUUUGGAAAUUUAAAAUUGGGUAAAUUUAGUAUUUGGCUUAUAAAAAAUUAAUUUUGAAUUUGAGCUAAUUUCACCUUAAUUUUAUAAUAGUCGAAGUUAAGAAUUUAAAAAUAACUAGUCAAAUUUUAUCAUUGUUAACUUCUUUAUUUAUGAUUUUGUAAUUAAAAUUUAUAAUUUAAUAUUAAUUUAGAAAAAUUAUCCUGAAUAAUCGAACUUUCACUGAUUUCCCAACAAUAAUACAAAUUUUCAAUUAACCAUGAAUAAUACGAAUUUUGACAUGUGUUUUCAUCUGGCAUACUAAUUUACCUGUAACCGGUAAAUGUGCUCAGCUCUCUUUUAAUUAUUUUUUUUUUUGAUAAAUUUUUUUUCUAUUUUUCUCGUAUUUCCUAACUAUUUUCAUUUAUCGUCAGGUGCUCCUUGGUAAUGCUUAUGAUGGUACAUCAGCUGAUAUAUGGUCCUGUGGUGUCAUUCUCUUUGUGCUAAUGGCUGGGUACUUGCCUUUUGAUGAUCCGAAUAUCAUAAAUUUGUACAAAAAUUCAUAAUGCUAGCUUUGUAAUGCCUUCAUGUUUUUCAUUUGGUGCUAAGAAGUUGAUUAAACGUAUUCUUAAUCCUAAUCCUCUGACGAGGAUCAAAAUUUCGGAAAUUUUGCAAGAUGAAUGGUUCAAAAAGGAGUAUCAUCAACCAAGUUUUGCUGAGGACGAGGAUGUGAAUCUUGAUGAUGUAGAUGCUGCUUUUAACAACUCAGAAAAAAAUCUGGUUACAGAAAGACGGAAAAAGCCAGUAUCUAUGAAUGCUUUUGAGCUGAUUUCUGGGUCACGAGGUUUCAGUCUUGAUAGCCUCUUUCAGAAGUAAGUUGUAUGUUUCUUUUUUGCACAAUUUUGUCUUGUGUUUGACUAUGUUUUAUGCUAUGUUAAUGGUAGAAAAGAAGAUAAGAUUCAAUUUUGUCUUGUGUUUGACAAUUUUGCGCAAUUAUAAGGUUUGUAUUGUUGAAUGCCUUAUUAGUCUCUCUUUCAUCAA